AUGGGCCUGAACUCUUCUCUGUCUGGCUCAUCUCAUGGGAAUGUGUUCCACCAGCUGCUGCUGUGCUUCUACACCCAAGAAAGAAUUCACAAUGGGAUGUUGUUCUUGUCUGUAAACGCCCUGGUCAUCCUCCCCAUCUGCAGCUCUGUCCUGUACCUGGGCUUCCAGCAGCUCAGACUGCUCUCCAAAAUCAGCCACAGCGACGCAUUCACGUACCACGUCAGCGCCAUCCAAAUCAUAGGGUGCUUGACGUGCGGAGAGCGCUACAUUGCCGUGGUUCACCCCAUGACAUACUUGGGUCUGAAGAAGCGAACCAUGACUAGUAACGUUAUCUGCGGGCUGGUGUGGCUCCAGUUGCGUUCAAGUGACAUUAACACUCACUUCUAA
Molecule: messenger RNA, 387 nt
Organism: Knipowitschia caucasica
Lineage: Eukaryota; Metazoa; Chordata; Actinopteri; Gobiiformes; Gobiidae
Source: the annotation of a GenBank genome assembly